Amoebophrya sp. A25 is the source of this 1024-nucleotide messenger RNA. NCBI's taxonomy places the organism in Eukaryota, Dinophyceae, Syndiniales, Amoebophryaceae. The record is from the annotation of a GenBank genome assembly.
AUGGCAUCUGACGACGAGUGUUUAUCCGGAUUCGAUGGCGGUCCUGCCAAUUCGAUCAUCAUCGUCGAGUUCAUAAGACGAUACCACAAACAAAUUCUGGAAUCCGAGGAGCUUGUUUCAAUUAAGGCUCACGCGGCUAAUCCAUCUUCUGAAGCUUUUUGUUUUUCGGAUGAGCAUGAGCUCUAAUUCACAGAAAGACGACGUCAUUUGCGCAUUGAAGGGCUACCUUAGUUUAAGGCUCAGAGAAGAAAUGAUUUCUAUAUAUAAAAGUUUUUUUUUGCAGUUUGUUUCCUUCUUGGGAUUCUGAAGAAAUGCAGGCAAGAAGUGGAAACUUUUAAAUUGAGGAGCUGGCCCUAAUUAGUCAUCCAGACUUCACAACUCAGAAAUUGGAGAAAUGUUCGCCUUCGGCUUUUCCGGCUUUGGUUUUGUGGGUGAAAGCGGUGGGACAGGCCUUGACGUUUCUGGCGACGGAGGGGAGGGAGCGAGAGUUGGUGGAGUUUAAAACUUUACAAGCAUGGCUGGAUUCAGCAAAGGAAAAUGGGAAUCAGAUAGAAGAAGGAAGCGCGCCUAGUUGUAAACCAGACGAGACCACGUCAAGUCCGAGUGACUUCGAAAGAUCCUGCCUCGACAUGUUUGAGAUUGCGGAUGCAAGGUUCGCGAGGGCUAAAAUGAGCGAAUUCCAGGAAUUUAAGGCAAUGGCUAAUCCACCAGAAGCUAUGGGUAGAGUGAGGGACGCCGUUGGAGUUUUGGUGAGAGCAGCAGGACUUACGGGGGCUUAACCUUGACGCAGUUGGAGUUUUGCUGAGGGCAGCAGGAUUCAGGGUGGCAUGAUGAAAUACUCUAAGUUAUGGAUGUCAAGGGCUGUUGUUGUUGUUGUUUUAUUAGGAUUAGUGUAUUGAAAUCUUGUGACUUAUUUUUGAAGUACUUUCGGCAUAAAAAAAGACAUUUUGGAACGCGCACAUGACGUGUGACCGACAAAGGGCGACUGCCACGAAGCUGCAGCAGUUGCUUCGGAAGUGGAGGC